GCCAUGUUUUGUCUCCAUGACAGCUAUGUCACUCAGCCCUCUCUGCAGUGACCCCUGUGCCGCGAAUGAUGCUGGGAAAUAACGAGCACUUUUAUCCCGGUCAGGAUGACCAAGAUGGGGAGGAUGAGGAGGAGGACGAGGACCUGGUCAGAGAACCCAGAAAAGGGGAAGACGGACAUGACAUCGAGAAUGGAGGGUUAGAAGGUUUGCUAGAGAAGGAAAUGACGGGAGGAAGACAAUCCUGGGAAGGAAAAGUUGGCGAGGUGGUCAAACCGGCAGCCAUUGUAGUCGGCAGGCAGAGAGCAGACCGCCCCGUGAGGUUAGGAAACCCGGGAAACCGCGGGGUCGCUUACAUGUCCAAUCAAGACAUCUUACAUCAUCACACAGCCAAUAAGACGCAGCAUCAUGUCGUCGCGGCCAAUCAGCAUCACACGGGCUUGAACGCACCGCACAAGAGAAGAGCACUGAUGGAGCGCAGCAUGACCACCAUGGCGCCGUUGGAGGACACUUUCCUGACCAUGAUGGUGUUCCGCGUUGGAAUUCCUGACAUCAAACAAACACAAUGUCUCCAGUUCGACCAAGACUGCACGGUGUGGAACGCCAAGCAGCAGAUCAUCUGCUCCCUCACUGAGACCUUGUGGGACGUCUACAACUAUGGCCUCUUCCAGCCCGCGGGAGAGGGACGGGACGCCAAGUUCUUCGACGAGGAGAGGACCUUGAGGGAAUACUCACAGUCCUUUGAGAAAGGGGUGCCUUACCUUGAGUUUCGAUACAAAACUAGAGUGUAUAAGCAGACAAAUCUGGAUGAAAAGGCACUUUCCAAGCUCAGCACUAAGGCCAGCCUCAAAAAGUUCAUGGAUUAUGUACAAACUGGAGCGCUGGAGAAAAUGGUUAAAGUCCUGGAUAAAGGUCUUGAUCCAAACUUUCAUGACCUGGAGAGUGGAGAGACCCCCCUGACUGUGGCCGCACAGUCAGGCCUGCCAGUGGAGGGCAUGAGGGCUCUGGUUCAGGGCGGAGCUCAUUUUGACUUCAGAAGCAGAGAUGGUUUGACUGCGGUGCACAAAGCUGUCAGGGUUCACAAUCAUACUGGGCUAAUGGCUCUCUUGUCAUUGGGAAGCUCUACAAACUACAAAGACCGCUGUGGCCUGACCCCGCUGUACCACACAGUCCUGACGGGGGGCGACACCACAUGCUGCGAGACUUUGCUUUACUACAGGGCCAAGUUGGGGACGAGGGAUGAGAAUGACUGGGAUGAGUCUCAUCUGCACAUGGAUGAAGAGGAAUUUGGGAUGGAAGAAAUCCAUAAGGCUUGCCAGAAUGGCUUUGCCCAACACUUGGAGCAUCUGCUGUUUUAUGGGGCAGACGCCUCCUCUCAGAAUGCCUCAGGAAAUGCCGCGCUUCACAUUUGUGCCCUAUACAACAAAGAAAGCUGUGCUCGAGUGCUUUUGUACAGGGGAGCAAACAAGGAAGCAAAGAACAAACAUGGCCAGACCCCUUUUCAGCUGGCUGUAAUGUCUGGUCACUUUGAACUUGGGGAAAUCAUCAAAAACCACAAAGAUUCAGACAUAGUCCCUUUUUUGGAAUCACCAAAAUAUGUCUCCAAGCAAAAAGAAAGCGCCCAUACGCUGCCUCUUCCCGCGCUCCAGUCCCACCCUUUACUACGUGCUAACAGUGAUAAUACCAUGAUCCACUCUGAUCCUCCGGUUAUUCCCAACAAGACUGCAAACGCUCCCAACCCAGCUCAGGGCCACCGUAGGGCUUCCAUUGGCUUGAGAAGUUCCAGCAGCCCUAGAAAUCGCACCCGUUCCCCAUCGCGAGGAAGAGGAGGCCAGAGUGACUCAGAGGAGAGGCACAGGCAGCCACGAAGCAGGCAGGGGGCGGCGCCUGCAGGCAGUGGGGGAGGUCAAGUGAAGCGGAUGUACAGUGCAGUGCCUGGGAGGGUGUACGUGGCCACUCGGGCCCACUCUGCUAGUGGAGACAGGCAGCUCUCCCUCAACAAAGGGGAUAAAGUGAAAGUCUUAAGUGUCGGAGAGGGGGGCUACUGGGAGGGAACGGCGAAAGGUCGCACUGGCUGGUUCCCCUCGGACUGUGUGGAGGAAGUGGCAGCUGGCAGCAAGGACAAUCGAUCAGAGACGCGGAGUGAGAAAGCCAAGAGGAAGCUCUUCCGUAACGUCACUGUCGGGGCAUACGACGGCACCGAUGGUCCUAGUGACUACAUCAUUAAGGAGAAGACAGUGCUCCUACAGAAAAAAGACAAUGAGGGUUUUGGCUUUGUGCUUAGGGGAGCCAAAGCUCAGACUCCCAUAGAGGAAUUCACUCCGACGCCAGCGUUCCCAGCGCUGCAGUACCUGGAAUCGGUCGAUGAGGGGGGCGUGGCGUGGAGGGCCGGCCUCAGGAUGGGGGACUUCCUCAUCGAGGUGAACGGUCAGAAUGUGGUGAAGGUAGGACACCGGCAGGUGGUCAACAUGAUCCGACAGGGUGGCAACAGCCUAAUGGUGAAAGUCGUGAUGGUUGCCAGAAACCCUGAGCUGGAGGAUACGACCCGUAAGAGAGCCCCGCAGCAGACGAAAAGGCUGACUCCUCCUGCCAUCGCCCUGCGCUCCAAGUCAAUGACAUCAGAGCUGGAAGACAUGGUGGAAAAAGCUAACUCUCCGUGGAAAAAGAAAGCAGACUACGAGUCCUCUCAGGGUGCUGAUAAGAAGAGGACAGUCUAUCAGAUGGCACUGAAUAAACUGGAUGAAAUCUUGGCUGCUGCCCAGCACACAAUUACGUCAGACAACCAAGGCCAGAGAGGUCACGCAGGCAAGAGAGACCGCAGCAAGAGUAUUGUUCCCAAUGUCUCCAAUGAGUCAACAUACGAGCUGCAGGCCACGGGGAAUGCAGUGGUGUCCAGACCUGGUUUUACCUACAACCAAGCGCACUUUCAACCAGCCCAGCAUGCAGUAAUGAUGCGUCAGAAAUCCAUUGGUAUAACUGAGGAGGAGAGGCAGUACCUUCACCCACCUGCGAUGAAGUUGGCUCGUAGCUUGUCAGUGCCAGGACCGGAGGAAAUCCCCCCGCCCCCAAAUACAUCAGCGCCAGAGCCACCUUUAACCGCCGGCCCUCAUCCUGUGAGGGUACCUGCCAUGCCCAUACCUCCUGUAUCGCAGGCCCACUUCCAGCUCCACUCCCAACCAGGGCAGCCUAAUCAAUGGGAAAGAGGAGGUGGGAUGAACCAGCAGGUUAUGGCCUCCACGCUCCGCAGACAAUCUGAAGGACUGUGCGGCAGGGAGCAAGAGGCACCCAGGCGAGGUGGUGGCAAGAUGGGGGGAUUAAGAAAAGGCUACAGUAGCGCUACACCACCAACAAGUGCUAAACCCAAGGCUCAGCAAGCCCCGCAGCAUCAUCCCUCUCGAGAACAAGGUGGAGGGACCGGCAGGGGGACAGCCCGCAGGGGUGGACGGGGAGCUUUGACAAAACAAUCUAAAGUUGAGGAUGGACUGCGACAUAAUCGGGGAAAAGGUGGUGCAGGCAAAGAGAAGACCUCCAUCCCCAUCCCAACAAUCAUCAUCAAAGCUCCUUCCACCAGCAGCAGUGGCCGAAGCAGCCAGGGAAGCAGCAUGGAGGCUGAGGCCCCGCACGGUGCAGAGGCCCACACACCUGCUGAGCAAACUCCGGAAAGCCCAAAGUCCACUCCGCCUUCACCACUCACCUCAACGCCACCUCAACCCCCAACAUCCUUGCCUCAAUCGGUUGCUUCUCCUCCGGUUUCUAUGAAGCAAAACCUGGAGAACGUAGACUACACGUCAACCUUUGGUUCCUCGUUUGGAAGCGGAGGGGCACGCAGGGAGAGAGAACGUUUCCGCGACAUGAGAAGAAAAAGUGCUUCUUUCUUCCUCUCAUCGGAGGAAGACAUCCAAGGGGAAGCCGGAGGAGACGCUGGGGAGGGAGGAGAAGCGUUAAGUGCAAGGAUUCAGCCGCUCCAGAGCUCUCAAAUGGAAGUACCAACUCCGCGACUCAGACCAUCCAAGUCUAUAGAUGAGGGCAUGUUUUCUGGCGACAACUAUGUCCACUAUUCCAGCAGCAUGCCCCCAGCCUUUGGCCUUCCAGAGUAUUCAUCCCCUGUCUUCAGUCAAGAUGGUCAACCCAAGUCGGCUCCAUCAAUGUACGGCUCCCAGCCUGCUACUACUUUCAUUCACCCGCUCACAGGCAAGGUUCUGGAUCCUUCAUCUCCACUUGGGCUUGCGCUCGCCGCUAGGGAGCGCGCCCUCAAGGAUGACCGCAGGACUCGGCGAGAGGAGAGACAUUUUGGUCGACAGCUGUCCACAGUGGGAGCGUUCACCACCCCAGCUCAGACCCCAACGCCCUCUCUUUUUGCAACGCCUACACAAUCCACCUACACAUCACCUGUCUCCCUCCACUUGACCUCCCCCAGUGCAACCACCUCACCCGCGUCUCUAAGUCGGCCUCAGUCACCUAGAAUUUUACGCACGGGAGGAGGAGGGGAGAAGAUGGAGAGGGACAGGGAUGGAGGAUCUAGAGAGGGUCUUAGAGUUCGUUUCUCUGAGGACAAAAACAGCCAAUAUUCGAGCCAAUAUUACCCGGAAAACCCCAGAGAGAGCGAAAAGGAGACACAUGAUAGUAGACAUGUUCAACCCAUACAAGCUCAUCCACAUCCAGGUCAGCCUGCCCCUCGCAGGCCUUCCUUUUUGCAGAUGGACAAUACUCCUAACACUAACUACAUCCCUCAGUACACCGUCCCGACAGCACAUGCACAGGCCACUGACUAUAUGGGGGGGACAAAAGCUGAAACCGGCAACUUGGGAAUGGUGGUACUGCCUCCACCAGCUCCCUCCAUAGACAUAGAUGAAGAGUUUGUCUUUGCAGAACCCUUGCCUCCGCCUUUACAGUUUGCAAAUGGUAAGAAUGAAAGAGUGAAGGAUUACCACCAGCAGUUCCAACACAUGAGUCAACGAUCUGCUCCACCACCACCUCCUCUUCCAUCUCCUAAACCCUCCAGUGUUCCCCAAUCCUCUUCGCAGGGGGGUGACUCUGCCACCUCCAGCCUUACCUCUUAUGACAGUGAGGUGGCUAACCUGACACAAGCUGCUCUCUCGCCGUCUUCACCAUCUUCACAGAUAUACCCUCCCACCUCCACAAGCACCUCCACUGCUGCCACAUUGCUACACAGACCUCAACCCAUGUCCCAUUCUCACACAUAUUACAGCGGCCCCGACGACCCAGUGGCGGGGGGUUACACCACGGCCCACGACAGAGGCACGGCCACCCUCACCACUACCAUGACAUAUGCCACCACUACUAUGACAGCCACAGUGGCCGCCUCAACAACAACAACCUCUACGGCUUCGGACUACAGCAUGAUUGUGGGAGGACACAAAAGUGGCUACAGCACAGGGGGGAAAGCAGCUAACCACAUACACUACCCUGCCAAUGUACCCCAAAGUGGAGAAUGGCAGGAUGCAGUGGUGGACUCUGGGAUUGAGGAGCUGGACAGUCACAGCAGCAGUGACCAUCAUAUUGAAAUACUUGGAUUGACAGGGCUGAGAGGAGAAAGGAGUCGAGGUGAGGGAGAAAGAAGGGGAGUGCCUCAAGAUCCAUCCACAGCUUACUCAAGUGUGCAAACAUUUGAGGUACAGAACACCAAACUGGCAAACCCCGCGUUUCCAAAGAUGACCCAUUAUAAGGAGGGGGGAGGGAGGGUCUUGCCUGUUGCACUACGUAGGCAAAACAGCACCAACCCUGCUCCUUUACAACUGCAUAGACAUAACAUCCCAGACAAUAUCAGGUUAGAUGUAGCGCUACCUGAUGAAGGGAGACAUAUGCAGAAUAGAGCCAGAAUGGGGGACGACUUCAGCGCCACGCUGGCUGCCUGCUUAGACAGGCCCGUUGAGCCUCGGUCAGCGGGCUGGGGCGAAGUCGAUGAUCAUGGGCAUCUCCAGAGAGGCGGUAUGGCUUUGGAUGGACGCAGGCUUCACUCACCUCUGUCAGGUGUAAAGGCGAGCAUCAUCAACGAGCUGAGCUCCAAGCUUCAACACAUGAGUAGCAUGAGGAGUAUGGACGACUGGGGACACGCUCCCAAGUCACCCACCAUGCACAGGUAUUCAGCAGAUUUCACAGAUGCAUUUCACAGCCCCCCAACCGGCCGCUCCAUCUCCCCGUUACCCACCUCCUCCCCUCAACACCAUCAGAUUCUCCCACCCAAUCUAUCUGCCGCCCCUUCUAUGUCCCCUUCCCCUCAAGUCCCGGUGCAGAGCAACUGGACCCGUUCCCCUUCUCCCCAAAUGCCGCCCUCCCCAGUCCACUCUCACCCUCCCCAUUCGCCCACCUUCUGUCCUUACCCGACGUCGCCCAAGCAUCGGUCCAAGAUGCGGCGGCAGACGUUCGAUUUCCAAUGCAGCCCCACUAAGGAGAUGCGUUCAUCAGUGUCCAGACGCCGUGCCCCCAGCCCGCUAAUCUACAACACUGAACAGCCUAGCCCCAUCCCUCCCAGACCCUCCUCCCUGCCCAUCCUUCCCAGUACACCUGUCUACAACAACCCCUUUGAAUUCCCGGGCCCUUCUUCUCCCCUAGGAGACCCCUACUCAGCCUCAACACCGCCAUUGUUUUCCCCCUCUGGUGUGUCAAGUGCCAACCCGCUACUCGUCUCCCGCUCGCUCUCCCCCACCCAUUACCUCUCCGGAGCCUCCUCCCCUUUACACUUACCCCCUAGCCCAUCUUGCCUCAACUUCCCCCAGCUUAACCAGCCUCCCCCGGCCAAACCCUUUGCCCUCAAGCCUCUGCCCUACUGGACCAAGUACGACGUGGCCGACUGGCUGGUUUACUUAAACCUGGGCGAACACAGAGAGCGUUUUAUUGAUAACGAAAUAGACGGAUCUCAUUUGCCUUCACUUACCAAGGAUGACUUUUUGGACUUGGGGGUAACUCGCGUGGGGCAUCGAAUGAACAUCGAGAGGGCGCUGAAGAAACUCACUGACAGGCGCCUCUCCUCCCCUUUGCAUGUCUCAUGUACUUCCCCCAGAGACACGGAUUAAGAGUGAUGGGGUGAAAGAUGACAAAACACAUGACAAAAAGGAACAUUACCAGAAGAAGAACGGUGGAUGUCAGGCUGAUCUGAUUUAUUUGCACAUUUACUGCAAAGACUCCUGCUUUGAAAUGAGGUAAAUCACUAAAUGCAAAAACUUUUCAUAGACAGGGUGAUUGGCACACUGUUCUAAAAGGGUAAACGCCACUAAAAUGUUGCCAGAAACGCAAGGACCCCCAUCGUGACGUCACUUGAAGUCUGGCCAAAGUCAGUGAGAGGGUGACAAAAAUGUUUUCUCUUUUUAUCUAUUUGCUAUAUCUCCCCAAAAUGACUCCUAAUAACAGGUUUGUAUGUAUGUUACUUGAGAGCACUAAAUAUAAUAGCUUACGUGUUUAACAGGAUUCACUAAUAUUAGGUGCAUUAAGAGCAAUCAUUCAAACUAUUUUCAAUUCAUUCAAAUUUGUGAUACAGAUUAUGGUUAUGGAAGUGAAAGAGGCUUGAAUUUAUUUAUUACAAAGGAGUAUUAGGGCGACACUGAAAAUAAAAUGAUAAGUCACAAUGUAAUGAGAAAGAAGUCACAGUAUUAUCUUUUUGAUUUAUUUAUUACACAAAGAAUUAUUAAUGUUUGAUAUUAAUAAUUUCAUUUAAGUUUGUAAUACUCUGACUUUAUUCUUGUCAAAUUUUAAAAUGUCUUAAUGACUUUCUUCCUGUAAUAUUUUGACUUUUUUUUCACGUUACCUUUACAGCCCUCAUAUUAUUGUUUUUCUUGUAAUAUUACAACUUAAUUUUCAUAAUAAAAUAACUUUAUUCCUGUAAUUAACAAGAACGCAACGGUGUCAAAAUAUGUUUUUCUCGUAAUACUGUAUAUUACCUUUUGGAAAUUAUUUUAUCACAAAUAUUCUGUCAUAAUAUAAUGAAAUAUUUUGAAGUAUUUUGACCAUUGAGACUUCCUCUCACAAUAUGUUUUCCAUAAUAUUUUAAGAUGUGUAAUAAUACUUUUUCUCGGUUUUAAUCAUAAUAUUAUGGCUUUUGAGUACACCUAUUUGAACUUUAUUGAACUAUUCAAACAUUUUUGAUUAUGAUAACACAACUUUUCCUGCCAUAUUAUGUUUAGAAUUAAAGUUUUACUAUUUCACUACUACUGUACUUAUUAUUUGGACUUUUUAUUGUACUAUUUCAACUUUUUCAUGUUAUAUGACUCUUCUUGCCAAACAUUUAGACUUUUUUUGUUAUAACCUUUUUUACUUAAACUCUGACCUCAUAACUUUUUUUUUUUUUUUCUUGUGGUAUCAUUUUCUUCUUUUCAGUGUGGCCCUAAUACUUGAAAUUGUACCUCGUGGUUCUGAAAAUGUAAACAUGGAGAGGAAUAACAGUGUUUUUAUUACUACCAUUGCAGACUGCAAGUCACUUUUUUGUACUUUCUUGGUGUCAUAGCACAAGUGGAGGGAUUGAUGCCAUACUGUUCCUGUAGGUUCCGUGAUCACAAAGGGCUUUUUUACUGCUUCACCUCCUGUGCUACUGUUCAAAAUACCUUUUUUUUUUUUGCUGCUUGUUGUCGACAAUCCUUUUUGCCUGUUUCACACAAUUUGGCCUAUUUCAUUUUAGAGAAACACAUGCAUAAAAUAGAGCGGCCUGGAGUUUAGUGUUUUAAGAAUCUAUUGUCUUCCAAACUCUUUUGUUUGGUUGCUUUUUUGGCGUUGGGAAGUCUCUGAUUUCUGUCAAUGCUUUCUAUACUGCUCGCCCUGUGAUGACCUUUAGUGAAGCAGACACAUGUUAGUUUUAAUGCAUAUUCUCGCCAUGUGAGUAACUAAACAUGACUUGUGUAUUCUCCUCACGCUGAGUUGCCUCAGUGCUGUUUGUGUGAUGACGGGACUGAGCGGUAGUGUAGACGACACUACAUGUGUAUGAUUUAUAUAAAGUAUUUUAGCUCUAGUGAAAUGUAUAAUGAAUAUGACUACAUACAGUAUGUGUGUAAGUAUGCAGAGUUUUAAAGAAGUAUAUAUGAAUAUAAAGUACAGUUUUAAAUAAAAUGCAGUACAUACUAAAUAAAAUGAUGAUAGAACUGUGUUGAAAUCAAUUCUGAAAUGAUUAUUUCUGUUUUAAUACAGCUUGAAAUGAUGAAGGAACAUAAAACAUGUUUUAAGUCCAUUGUGAGCUAAUAAGGCAGAAGAAUGGAGCUCACUUAACAAUUCAAGCGCUUUCAA
This is a messenger RNA of Entelurus aequoreus (snake pipefish), 9225 nucleotides long. RefSeq names its product SH3 and multiple ankyrin repeat domains protein 1-like. Gene Ontology annotation, cellular component: dendritic spine; postsynaptic membrane; postsynaptic density. Gene Ontology annotation, molecular function: ionotropic glutamate receptor binding; synaptic receptor adaptor activity. The record is from RefSeq and is a predicted model, not a curated record. Lineage: Eukaryota; Metazoa; Chordata; Actinopteri; Syngnathiformes; Syngnathidae. Bases 66 to 7031 code for a protein of 2321 amino acids. The transcript is spliced from 27 exons.